Molecule: messenger RNA, 3547 nt
Organism: Girardinichthys multiradiatus
Lineage: Eukaryota; Metazoa; Chordata; Actinopteri; Cyprinodontiformes; Goodeidae
Gene: ifnlr1
Product: interferon lambda receptor 1
Exons: 8
Coding region: 97-1683 (528 amino acids)
Molecular function (GO): protein binding
Source: RefSeq, a predicted model, not a curated record
UACACCUGAGUAAAGCCACUCCUAUUCCAGAGUGAUUCAGAGAUGGUUGAUUAGCUGAAGCAGGAGGUUGCUCUGAAAAAGGAUUUUUUGAAGAAAAUGUGGUCUGUAAACGUUGUGAUCCUUCUCCUGUUCUGCUAUGCAUGUCUCUCAACUGGAAAUGGCAGGAUGCAUUUUUUGUCCAGAGACUUUUACAACGUUCUUCACUGGGAUCCUGUGGAGCCUGCUUUUCCAGGCCAAAAGGUGCUCUAUAGUGUGCAGUACUGGAGAGACGAUGAGAAGCAGUACUGGAUAAAACAGGAGUGUCAAAACAUCACCCGGCUUUCAUGUAACCUGACUGCAGAAACCCCAUCAGUGUAUGAUGUUCACUACAGAGCUAAAGUAAUGGUUAAUGGGAGCUGUCUUUACAUCACCACCAACUUUAAACCCUUGAGAGACACUGUUCUUAGUCCACCACUUUUGUCUUUGCACACAACAUCGUCCACUCUGCAUGUCAAUGUCACCCUGCCACCGGGACCAAAUGGAGUCUCCAUUGCAGAUAUAAUCACCUCCAGCAAAAAGGGCUUAUUAAAAGCCAUGCCAGAGUACACCCUUAAAAUAACCAAUCCACAGUGGGCUGCACAGGUCAUUACAAGCACUACUGGCCACUUUGACAUCAACUUAAAGUACAACCAGUCUGAGUACUGUGGUCAUGUGGUUUACAUACCCACUCCAGAAUGGGGACGCUCAGUCAGUGAGAAUAAAUCCUUCUGUGCACGUCUGCAAGAUUAUCCUCAGAUACCUUUACAGUGGCCUCUCCUGAGUGCUGCUGUACUGGGAGCCAUAGUCAUAAUAUCAGCUGUUUGUACGUGGAACUAUGUGAAGGGUGGAAACUUAAAGAUGCCAGAGGCACUGGUAAUACCCUCCCAGGAAUGCAAAGUGUUGCGCCCUCAGGACAAGAAUCUCAGAAUUUCUGAAGUAUCUUUUGGAAUAAACAGCGACAUAAUGGUUCAGACCAAAGUCAAGGUGGAGCCACACAUAGGUCCAAAUACGUCAGAGGGUUAUUCCCCACAGAUCAACCCUUGGACCAUCUGCCAAUACAACCCUGACACAAGCGACCAGUCUUCUGAAAGCUACGCUGCGGUUGCAGUCCAGACCCAGGAUAAAAGAAAUGAGAGAAAUCUUCACCAGGUUGGCAUUGUGAACAGACAAACAAUCCAGCUUACUUGGCCCUGCAGUAAGGAAGAAACCCAGGAUAAAGGAACACAACUUCCCAAAUUUAAUUUAAGUGAGAGCGAUCCAGAGCAGCAGCCGCUGGUGCUACAAACUGUAAGAAACAAAGAAGGACAACUUUUGUUGACCCCAUUUACAUUUCAAUUACAAAGCAGUCCUGAUGACAUAGAAUUACAGAUGAACAGAGAAAGGAAACCUCUCUUAUCAGACCUCUUUGACUGCCAGGAUGGGUCGUCGUUUAUGAUUUUAGAAAGACUAGACAGCUCAGAUGGGAGAGAUUCUGGCUGUUAUGAUAGCACGAUAAACACACCAACCAGCUCAUACUGCAACACUAGCUACUCCCCCUCUGAAACAAUGGUUCCUGGUUUUCUGCAAGAAUGUCAGACCACAAUUCCUGGGGAUGCCAUAUUUCAAUCAGGGUACAAACAAAACUGGAUGCCUGUAAUCCUACCUGGACCAAUUGACAUUCACUGAUACAUGAGCCUUAAUUAGUCCAAAAAAAACCAAAAACAUAUGAGAACAUUAAGAGCUGUGAAGCUCGGGUGUGAAGAGGAAAUGACAAAUUUUCCCAAAACACUGGAAUGUACACAUUCAAGAUUAUUUGUGCAGUUUCUAGUCAUUUAGACUAUAAAUUAGCCUUCCCCAGCAAUUUCCAUCAGGGACCAUUUUUUGUUCCACUUUUUAAAGCAAAGAACAGAGGAAGAAAAAGUUGACCAAAGGACUAUAGGAAAAAUGUUGGACUUGGGCAGAACCAGUAGAUUUGUAUGAAGUGCUGAUGGUUAUGUAAAAGCAGUCUUGUAUGUGCAUUUACACUCCUGUAUGAGAGAAGUUAUGCUUUGUAGCAUUUAUCAUUAUUUUGUGUAUAUACAUCUAUAUCUAUCUAUCUAUAUCUAUAUCCAUAUAUAUAUAAAAAUAACUUGUGGACACAAAUUACAGAAUAACUAGCUUUUUUUACAUUUUUGGCCUGAUUAAUGAGUUAUUUUUAUUGGGCGGACAGGCGAUGUCACACCGUGUGAGUAAGAGAACAGUCAGUGUUACAAAGCUCUGCAGCUAAGCAAAAUUUAACUAAUAUUUGGAAACAAAGAUGACAUAAUUGACAAGAUAUUUUAAGCUGUCUUUAGCAUCUAAUGUUAGUGCAAUAAGCUCAGUUAACAUUACAAACUGUAAACAAACAGUUCCCCUGCGUAAGUAAACCCUUACCUUGAGAAGUCCAAAAUAAACCAAAAAAUUGUAAUUACCAAUGUUCCUUGACUGAGUUGGAAUCUUUAAAAAAAGGAUAAAACAAAGCAAAUUUGCUGUAAUACUUUGAGCUUCCUGUUGUCUGCUGAAACCUAACUAGUGGAACGGUCUAUAUAGCUCCAUGGAGAUAUUUUGUUUCUAGAUGCUUCUUACAUGUCUUGGGCUUCCUCUGAUGCCAUUUUAAAAAACCUCACUAACAAUGAAAAUAGCUAAGUCUUAUUUCAGCAGCAGCUUACACAAUGAAGAGUGUUGGUGUGUGCUGUUAAGUUCUAGUUUAGGACAAUCACUGAUCAGAAAUACUGGAUAUUUUAGUUUCUGACAGGCUUAUCACCAGGGCUAAAAAUUAUUCAAUUUCUCCUCACUAGCCAAUUUGUCAGUGCAUCUUUACCUCAUACUAUCCUUGUUAUUUAUUUUUUAUAUUUUGUGACUACACAUGUCAGUGAUUGUUAUUUUAAAAGUACAAUGUGACUCUAAGUCAUAAAGUUUAAGUCUCAAAACAAACCUCAUUGUGCCAUCCUUUACUUAGCCUCAAUGUAACGUCUGACAACUAGAGCCAUAUGGAAGAAACAAUGUUUUCCGCCUUUUCUCCCAAUCAUAUUUCAGUAUUAUCUGUGAUGUUUGAUGCUCAUACAUGACUUUGUGAUUGUGACACUAAAUAAAAAAAAAGUUUUCAGGCUCAUUUUUAUUUUGUUUAGAUUUUUUGCUGUUUUAGUGAAGGGAAAAAAAAAACUUGUGCCACACUAAAAAAAAAACAUUAGGAGAUGGGGUCACGGUGCAGUAUGAGCCACACCGAUAAGAGCAUGGCUUUUAAAAGCUUGAGUGCAAUCUUGUAUGUACAGCUGUAAAGCAAUAAUGUCAGGUGUGUUUAGACUGAUACGAGUAACUAUGUACAAAACAAUGCAAAUGCAUAUGUAUUUCUCAACAAAUUAAUGCAAUGUGGAUUUCUACUGGAUGUGUUGUAAAGUUGAAAUACUGAGUGUACACUGUGUAAAAGAAAUCAGGCUUAAACCACAAAAAUUGUAUACUGUAUCUUUACAAACUCUAUAUGUGAAAAUGUCCUUUAAAUAACAUUGUGGACAACAAUAAAAUGUAAAUACAG